Molecule: messenger RNA, 839 nt
Organism: Ostrinia furnacalis (Asian corn borer)
Lineage: Eukaryota; Metazoa; Arthropoda; Insecta; Lepidoptera; Crambidae
Exons: 2
Coding region: 37-663 (208 amino acids)
Biological process (GO): DNA integration
Molecular function (GO): nucleic acid binding
Source: RefSeq, a predicted model, not a curated record
CGGCGCUUUAUUGCAAGACGCGGCUGUCCGGCGGUCAUGUAUAGUGACAACGCCACAACAUUUCGAGGGGCUGACAAAGAGCUCAAGCAGGCUGUGAUGUCGAUGGACCGAGGGGAGCUGCUACGUUUUGGUUCAGUUAGAAACAUGGAAUGGAAGUUUAUCCCGCCAAAUGCUCCUCACAUGGGGGGCUGCUGGGAGAGGUUGGUGCGAAGCAUCAAGACCGCGCUUCGCACUACCUUAAAAGAGAGGGUCCCCAGUGAGCAGACGUUGUUGACCUUGUUGGCGGAAGCGGAGUACUUCGUUAAUAGCCGGCCGCUAACAUACAUUCCUUUAGGCUGCGAUGACUCACCUGCUCUUACUCCUAAUGACUUUUUAUUUACAGACACUAACUUCAUCGACCGACCCUUUGGACAAUUUACUGACGGAGACAUGUUACGGCGUUCCUGGCGGGAGUCGCAGAGACUGGCAGACUUGACUUGGAAGCGCUGGGUCAGGGAGUACCUGCCUACCUUGACACGUCGGGACAAAUGGUUUAAGGCUGACAGCCGACCCUUGGCAGUAGGCGACAUUGUCAUUGUCGCUGACGACCAACUACCAAGGGCCCAACUUUACACUCGACCAGCGACUAAGCUGUGCAGACUGGACGUCGGCUCCCAAUCUUGAGUAUCAGCUUGCUGAUACUGGAGGUGGGGAUGUCGCGGCGUCCAGCCUGCAUGGUCAAAGACAUAGACUAGGACUGGCUGACGAUAAACGGGACGACGUUUUUCUUGACUUGACUUUUGACAGACGACGAACAAUGGACGGCAAUUUUCUCAUGAAAUUGUAAAGUUUUAUAUAUU